Molecule: messenger RNA, 996 nt
Organism: Thecamonas trahens ATCC 50062
Lineage: Eukaryota; Apusomonadida; Apusomonadidae
Exons: 2
Coding region: 1-996 (331 amino acids)
Biological process (GO): post-translational protein targeting to endoplasmic reticulum membrane
Cellular component (GO): membrane; TRC complex
Molecular function (GO): molecular adaptor activity; protein binding
Source: RefSeq, a predicted model, not a curated record
AUGUCGGACCACGCCAUUGCUCAGGCCAUUGUCGGGUUCCUCAACUCGGUUGUCGCCGCGCCGCCUGCUGGUGUUGACGGCGACUCGCUCUCGGUCGCCGCCGAGUGCAUCGCCGACGCCUUUGGCCUCGCACCCGAGACGAGCAACACCACGCUGCGCGACAUGUUUGCGGCUUCGGCGUCUACUUCUGCACCGGCGGCCGCGCCAGAGGCAAGCCCGCAACACUCUGAGCGCCUGCAGGCAUUCCUGGACAACGUCGCCGCCCAGGGCUACUUUGCCGGGGUUGAAAAGGGCACGCCCGAGUACGCUCAGCGCGAGGCGGCGGCCAUCGCCAAGUUCGAGGCCCGCCUGGCCGCCGCUGCCAACAAGGCCCCGGCAUCCGAGGCUGACAAGGCCAAGGCCGCCGCGCUCAAGGCGGAGGGCAACGCUGCGCUCAAGGACGGCCGCUUCGACGACGCCAUCGCAAAGUACACGGCCGCCAUCGCCGCCGACGACUCCAAUGCUGUGUACUUUGCCAACCGCGCCGCCGCCCACGCCAUGAAGAGGGACCAUGACGCGGUCAUCGAAGACUGCGAGCGUGCCGUCGCUGUCGACCCGACGUACACCAAGGCCUACCGUCGCAUGGGCGCAGCCUACAUGGCCAAGGGCAACCCGCGCGCUGCCAUCGACAACGCCUACAACCCGGCGCUCGCCGUCGAGCCCGACUCGGAGCUUACUCUUACCGAGCUUGCCAAGGCCCAGGCCGCCCUCUCGGCCGCAGAUGCCGCCUCGCCGGCCGCUUCCGUCACUUCGGCGGAGCCCGCCGACGCUGCCGCGCCCGGAGCCACGCCCGCCGGCAUGCCUGCAGGCAUGCCGGCAGGCAUGCCCGAUCUCUCCAACCUCGCGUCCAUGUUUGGCGGCGCUGGUGGCGCCGGCGGCGCGCCCGACCUCUCCUCGCUCAUGGGCAACCCUAUGAUCCAGCAGAUGGCCUCGCAGAUGGCAACCUCAUGGGCAUGA